Messenger RNA from Dreissena polymorpha, 1258 nucleotides. RefSeq lists its product as uncharacterized. The transcript is spliced from 4 exons. Bases 60 to 485 code for a protein of 141 amino acids. The record is from RefSeq and is a predicted model, not a curated record. NCBI's taxonomy places the organism in Eukaryota, Metazoa, Mollusca, Bivalvia, Myida, Dreissenidae.
CAAGCCUGUUGGUUGUAUUAAAAUAAAAUCAAUCCAUUUUAUCAACGACACGAACAAGAAUGGAUGCUAAACUUGUUUUCUGUGUUUUACUCUUUUCUUCGGCGGCGACUCCUGUUAACGCCCAGCCCUGGAAUACUUAUAUACCGUGUACGAAGUCCGCCGACUGCCCUACCUUCCUAUGUUGUCGUGAUGCCGGUGGCAACCUUUCAGGUGGCGAAGGGGGAGGGUUACCUCCUUGGGUAGAAGACGAUGGUAUCGUAGUAGGUGGAACGUGUUGGUAUGGCCCUAGCAGACCCGGAACAGUAUGCUCGCAGCAAUGCGGGUGUGGAGCUGGUUACACGUGCUACAAGACGCUCACCGGCGUGUGCUGCCCACCGACCACGUGCUGGAACGCAACUGAGGCUGCCAAGGACAAGGAAUUUUGGGAAAACUGCCACAAUGACCCCAAUUGCGCUUUCCCGCCAGUUGCCAAUCCGGGUCGUUAAGUGCGAGGAUUGAAUGGCAUGCAACGAAUUAUUGAGAUGGCAUAUUUGUAUAAUAUGUUUAGUUCAUUUGUCUUAGCAUACAUGUGUAGUGCCUGAUUACUUUUUAUUUGAUUUUUUAACAUACAGGUAUUACAAACUAUUCAUGUUUGUGUUGAUCUUAUCAUGACGGAAAUGGACAAUUAAUAAUAAUGCUGGCCAUCAAAAAAAGGCAUAUUUGGUAUAUUAUUUGUAUUCACUUUUAAUUUUUAUAUUUGUUCAAUUUACCAACCUGUGUAACAUACAUGGAUAAACAAACACUAUUCUAUUGAUCUGCGUCGUGCGAAAAUUAUUCGUAUUUUCGGACAGUCUUGCUUCAGAUAUGCCUCUGCGUCCAUAUACUCUGGUCGCAUGUGUAAUAAUACUCAUAUUCGCAAGACGCGUCGGUAUUUGUUUUUCUUGGUAUUAAUAUACACGAGUUUAUUUAAGAUUCAGAAAAUGCAUGCAUACAAUGCCAUUGACAUGUUGAAAUCAAUGUUGUUGGCGACUUAACUAAUAUUUACUUUUGUGCACACAAUUAUAAAAUAAAGCUGAAUUGAACAUAGUGUUGACGAUCUGGAAAAACAAGGUCAUUUUUUAAUAUCCGUGUACGGCAUAAAACUCUGUCUAAAUAAAACUAUAAGCAGCACGCUGAAGAAACAAAUGAUUGUUUUCGUCUUAUAACAAACGUGUUUCUCGAUUCUAAAUAAAAACAGCUUCGAAUGCUGAAUAAAAAAAAACCUUGAUAUAUUAAGGAU